GUAAGGCUUUUGUUCGUGGUGGCCUUGGCCUUGGCCUUGUUAGCGCCUCUUGUCAUGGCUCAUGCAGCCAAAGAAGAUUUGAAGGUUACAUCGGUGUGGGGGAGGGGCGGGUUCUUCUCGUAUCGGUAUAGGCCUUACCAGGCAGCGGUGACAUGCGAUAGGAGUAUCAAGGUGUGCCGUGCCAAGGGCAGCCGUGGGCGCAAUUGCUGCAAGAAAAGGUGCGUGGAUUUGAAGACGGAUAGAUACAAUUGCGGGAAGUGUGGGAAGAAAUGUAAGUACUCGGAGAUAUGUUGUAAAGGGAAGUGUGUGAAUCCAAUGUUUAAUAGGAACAACUGUGGCGGCUGCAAUAAUAAGUGUAGCAGAGGAAGCUCGUGCGUUUAUGGGAUGUGCGGCUACGCGUAAAUAACGGCGGAUUGUUUUGAUUAUUCGUUAUUGGUAUUGAUUAAUUUCAUAUAUCAAUGAAUUAAUGGAUUUGUUUUAAGUUGAUGUUGUUUUCGUUUAUAAUCUUGUUUUGAUUAAUGGAUUCCUCUUGUUCAUAUGAAACAACUCGUUUGAUAUAAUGCAUUAUAAGGGUCGUUGUCAUUGUCAAUCAAGCUCAUAUUAGUCGUCAUAUUAAGUCGUGGCUAUAAGGUUUGACAAGAUGUAUAU
Cucurbita maxima (winter squash) is the source of this 648-nucleotide messenger RNA. Its product is annotated as stigma-specific STIG1-like protein 1. Bases 55 to 402 code for a protein of 115 amino acids. The record is from RefSeq and is a predicted model, not a curated record. The transcript has a single exon. NCBI's taxonomy places the organism in Eukaryota, Viridiplantae, Streptophyta, Magnoliopsida, Cucurbitales, Cucurbitaceae.